AUGGUGCUUCUAAGAGCCACGGCUUUCGUUUUAGUCUUCGCCGUGCUGACGGCCGCGUUCUCAGCGGUGCACUGGCCGCUCAGACGCUCGUGGAUCGACAAGCUCAUUGCACCUGAAGAAAGGGAUGAUGAUGUGAGUGGUCGCCACGCCUUCCUCCCAAAGCAGUGUGUCUGGUGGGGUCGGCACGUGCCUUUGAGGCAGACUGAAUCAACCCUCUACCCCCUCUCCAUUCUUCCUUCUUCCCCAUGUUCUCUUCCCCUCCCCCCAGCCGCCCAUAGCAGUGUGUCUGGUGGGCCGCCCAUAGCAGUGUGUCUGGUGGGGUCGGCGCGGGCCUUUGAGGCAACGGGCCCCUCGCUGCUGCGCCACCUGCUGCUGCCCUCCGCGCACCCCUCCCCCCAACACCUCUCACACUGCUCCUCACACCUCUCCCACCGCUCCUCACACCUCUCCCACCGCCCCUUACACCUCUUCCUGCACGCGCCUCUAGACGAAACCGCUGCCAAACUCAGCUUCCUCCGAAGCUUCGUCCGUAGUACCAGCAGCGGCAUCUGGGGCAGCAGUAUUAGCUGGAAUUCUGGAUUAAAACGGAAGCCGAGGGGUAAUGACGUGGCAGCUCGGGAUUGGCCACAGCUGGCGCGGGAAAACGCCAUAGCAUCUGUGAGGGUCUUCCCGAACAGUGACGUGGAUGAGACAAAAUACCCCACUGGCGUGAUGUUCACUGGAGAUUCCCCCAGCGGCCUGCAGGGUCUGCUACAGUACUUCCGCCUGGUGGAGGGGUGCUGGGACAUGAUCCAAUCGUUUGAAGCCACGUCAGCACCGCCCCUGCGCUACAACUGGAUCGUGCGAGCCCGCCUCGACUCCCUCUGGACCGCCCCCGCUCCAAUCCAACCCCCGCCGCCCAUCCUGCCGCCCAGUGUCCCUGCUAUAGCCACCACCGCCGCUGCACCAGCAGGAGCAGCAGUAGCAGCAGCAGAAAUUCUUGAUGACAUUGGGGUGGGUGAUAACUUGGCCUACACGAUUCCGUAUGGGUCGGACUGGUGGGGGCUUAACGACCGGUUUGGGAUGGGAGGGAGGCAGGCGAGUGAAGCAGCGUUGAAGCGGCUGAGUGCGCUGCAGCUGCUGGCAAGGCGGAAGAUGCGGAACCUCAAUUCAGAAGGAGCCUUUAAAGCCCAGCUAUCGCUAGGGGGCAUCAAGGUGCAACGAGCCAGCCUGCCCUUCUGUGUGCUCUCCCAACGCACCUACACUGACGGCUGUGCCCCCACCGUUUACUCCCUCAACUCCUCCGUGCCGCUAAAUGGCGCCAAAUGCCGCCCGUGCAGCCGCCCGUGUGCUACAGGCGAAAAGAUCCACCCUUGUGCCGCGUCCCUUGUGCCGCGUCCCUUGUGCCGCGUCCCUUGUGCCGCGUCCCUUGUGCCGCGUCCCUUGUGCCGCGUCCCUUGUGCCGCGUCCCUUGUGCCGCGUCCCUUGUGCCGCGUCCCUUGUGCCGCGUCCCUUGUGCCGCGUCCCUUGUGCUGCGUCCCUUGUGCCGCGUCCCUUGUGCCGCGUCCCAUGUGCUCCCACCCAUGUGCUGCCACCCAUGUGCUCUCUCAACUCCUCACCUCAGUACCGCUAAAUAGCGGCAAAUGCCGCCCGUGCAGCCGCCCGUGUGCUUCUGGGAGGAAGGUAACUGAUAAGGGGAGAUUGCCGCUGGUGCCGGCCAUGCGACCGUCUGCCCGAGCUCUUGUCUCCCGCAUCGCCCCUUCCAAACCUAACUGGCCGUGGCCAGCAGCGGGGGAGGGCGAGGCCCGAGCUCUCGUCUCCCGCAUCGCCCCUUCUGAACCUAACUGGCCGGGGCCAGCAGCAGGGGAGGGCGAGGUGGGGGUGUGUGAUGCGGCGAGGGGGUGGGAGAAAGGGUGGGAGGCGGAGUUUGAUGCGGUUAUGGGGGAGGAUAUGGCGGAGGGGAGGAGGCAAGUGGUGCGGGAGGCAAUGGGGAGUAUUGACGAGUGUGUGCAAGCAUGGGAUGUGGUGAGAUUGAGGAGGAGGGGGGACCGUUGGUCACCUCUAUAUGGACGUGAGUCGGCCCCCCACUCGCCCGGGCCUGCCGCACCACCUCCACAAACGUGUCUGCGGCGUGAUCGAGGGCAGGAUCCUGCUAGCGACCAUUACCGCCACGACCUCCGCCAUUCCGCCGGCCUCGCCGGCCGUCAGAACCUGCCGAGUGAGGACGCGGGGGGGACUGCUCGCGACGCCCCGAAUCCCAGCGACGUCCAGGCGACCCUCUCCCCCUCGUCGCCGGAGAUCGCCGCGGAGACCGUUGCGCGGGGGAUCGCGCUCGGGGUGAGCGCUGGCCUGCCCGACCACGAGGAGACGGGUGGCGAGGAGAACGAGGACGCCCAGGGGAUCGCCGAUCGCCCCCACCCCGCGGAUGAGCCUCACGAUGCUCAGGAGAUGGGCGCCGAGGAGAGGGCUGCCGCGGAGGCUGACGCAGAGGCGAGCGCCCGCGCUCCUGCUGCGGCUGACCGUUCGGGCGGUUCGACGCAACACGCGCAGGGGCCCACGAAUACUCCGGCUAGGUGGGGCGCGGGGCAGGCCGUUGGGGAAGAGUCAGCACCCGGUCGAAGCGGCGGACGGGCUCGCUUGCGGAGGGGUGCGCAGGGACACGCGGGCGAAGACCGCCAGGCGCAGGUUCCGGCAACGCGCUCUUCGCGGAUCCCUCGAGCUCCGGAUCCCGUCUCGCGGAUGGAUCCAUCACCCCCGACCGCACCGCAGCCGACGCCAUCACGCCGACUAAACGAGGACGAGGUGGACGUGGCGCCGCAGGCAGGGCGCGUGGGAGCCGCGGAAGGGAGAGGAACGCGGGGUAUCCGCGUGGGACGCGGCAGCAGCCGCCGCGGACGACGAGGGAAUGGGAGAGGACGAAGAGGUGGAGGAGCGCGCGGCACAAAUCGGCGCCGCACCGGCGCAAGCGGUUACGCGAGAACUGGUGGACGGCUAAUACGCGAAGGCGUGGAAGGCGGCGAGGAGGAGCACAGCGAGGAGGCAGAGGACGAAGCUGAGAAUGAAGAAAGCGAAGGGGGUGACCCUGUUUUCAACCCAGAAAGAGAGGGGAUGUUGGAAGCAGAAGCCGAGGACGAGGAAGAAUUGGAGACGCUACUUCGAGAAGCGGAGUUUCCAAACCAUCAGGCCCGGGACGAACCUGCAACUCGAACCACAGGUCGAAAUCGAACCGCGGGGGGAAAUCGUGCAAGGGGGGGAAAUUGA
Messenger RNA from Closterium sp. NIES-65, 3240 nucleotides. Lineage: Eukaryota; Viridiplantae; Streptophyta; Zygnematophyceae; Desmidiales; Closteriaceae. The record is from the annotation of a GenBank genome assembly.